Messenger RNA from Cyanistes caeruleus (blue tit), 917 nucleotides. Lineage: Eukaryota; Metazoa; Chordata; Aves; Passeriformes; Paridae. The record is from RefSeq and is a predicted model, not a curated record.
CCCUCUCCUCUCACCCUGUCCUUCGUGUCACACAGAUUGAUGAGAUGCCAGAAGCUGCAGUCAAAUCCUCCUCCAAUAAGUACCAAGUCUUCUUCUUCGGGACCCACGAAACGGCAUUCCUGGGGCCCAAAGACCUCUUCCCCUACGAGGAGUGCAAGGAGAAGUUUGGAAAACCCAACAAGCGGAAAGGGUUCAGCGAAGGUUUGUGGGAGAUUGAGAACAACCCCACGGUCAAAGCCUCCGGUUACCAGCCCACCCAGAAGAAGAGCUGCUCCGAGGCGGCUGAGCGGGAGCCGCAGGGAGAUGGGGAGAAGAAAGGCAACGCAGAGGGGAGCAGCGAUGAGGAGGGGAAGCUGGUGAUCGACGAGCAGUCCAAGGAGAAGAACGAGAAAGCCGGGAUCAAGAGGAAAGCAGAAGAUGCUUUGGAGGACUCCCCCAAACGCCCCAAGGAUGCAGAGGGGCAGGAAGGGGACAAGAAGGUGGACAACGAAGAGGCCCCCAAGGAGGAGCCCAAAGCCAACCCGAGCGAAGGGGAGAAGAACAGUGACACUGCCGACGCACCAGACACCAACGAAGCCAAGCAGGAGGGCAAGGAGGAGGUCAGAGACCACAAGGAGAGCCUGUAGCGGCUUCCCCGGCGUGCUGAUCCUUCCCUGCCGGCUCCUGGGUGCUGCCCCGUGUCGCCCACGCCGGCUCGUCACGUCCGGAGCUCUGGACGAGAGAAACCACCCCAAAAUGAAAUUUCAAAAGGAAAAAAAAAAGAAAAAAAACUACAACAAGAGAGAGGAAUGGCAGAGCAGCCCGGUACUGACCCCGAGUGCUCCGUGCCUGCCCUGCUGUGGGCGCACGCUUUGUAUUAGUGAUUCCUCGGGGCUGAGCAGUUGAUUUGAAAUAAAAGCGAAUCUUGCCUUUUUAAA